CUCAAGGACUUUGCAGGCAUAAAUAUUUUGUACCCCUCCAAAUCCGCACCUUCUCCACCCCACCUUGCAACCUGCAACCUUUCGUCCCGCAAGGUUCCUUCCCCGAGACCCUGACCUUCUCUGCAAAGUAGCCUGGCACAACGCGCGCGCGGCUUUGAUCGCGAAUAAUUUCACGUCGUCCAACCAAAGCUUCACUCCCGACAAGGCACAUUCCCUACACACUCUCCCCCCCAAAUUCACAAGGAAUCACAUCAAUCAUGGCGGCCGAGCAACGAAAGUUAUUGGAGCAGCUCAUGGGCGGAGGAAUGGCGUCGCGCAGCGCGCAGCUGUCGCUGACCGACCAGAAGGUCUGCCGUUCGUACCUGGCGGGCACCUGCCCGCAUGACCUCUUCACGAACACGAAGCAGGAUCUGGGCGCGUGCCCCAAAGUUCACUCGGAGGCGCUCAAGGCCGAGUACGAGGGCCUGCCCGAGGCGGAGCGCAAGCGCAUGGGGUUCGACUUCGACUACUGCAAGGACCUGCAAAAGUACAUUGACGACUGCAACCGGCGGAUCGAGGCGGCGCAGCGGCGCCUGGAGAUGUCGCCCGAGGAGAUCCGGCAGACGAACGAGCUGCUCGCGUCGAUCUCGGACCUCGGCACGUCGAUCGCAGUCGGGCUGAUGGAGGUCGAGAUCCUGGGCGAGAUGGGCGAGGUCGGCCGCGCGUACGACGACUUCUUCCGCAUCAAGCAAAUGCAGGUGCUCAAGGCGGACAAGGAGCGCGAGCUCAAGGCGCUGACCGACACGUCGGGCCCGUCGGGCCACCAGAAGCUGCAGGUGUGCGACGUGUGCGGCGCCUACCUCAGCCGCCUCGACAAUGACCGCCGCCUGGCCGACCACUUCUUCGGCAAGAUGCAUCUCGGCUACGCCCAGAUGCGCAAGACGUACGACGCCUUCCCCAAGGAGGUGCGCGGCGGUGGAGGCGGACGCCAGCGGCCCCCCCUCGCCAUGAACGACCGCGACGAGGACAUGGGAGGCGUGCCCACUGGCCCCGGCGGAUACAAUGACGGCGGAUGGGGCAAGGGCCCACGAGGCCCACGCAGCGGCGGCGGCUUCCGUGGAGGACGCGGCGGCGGCCGACGCGGCGGAUGGUAAGCGGCACACAUUCUGGGAGGAUAUAGCUCUAGCAUUGGUACAAGGCGUUCUAGGAGUUUUGGCGUGGCACACGGGAAAGGAAGGAAAAUUUACACUGAAAUGGGAAUCACGGCUUGGGAUUAUUGGUCUUGGGGGCGUUGUACAAAAGACUGCUUUCACUGCUCGUCUUCAUUUUCACGAGAACCACCUACUUUAGUGAUGCCUCAAGGGGCCAAUUAAGACAAUGAGAACCGCGUCUUCUGGCGCCGACCGUAUUACGGAACAUUAUGGGCC
Lasiosphaeria miniovina is the source of this 1406-nucleotide messenger RNA. RefSeq lists its product as uncharacterized. The record is from RefSeq and is a predicted model, not a curated record. Gene Ontology annotation, cellular component: U2-type prespliceosome; U1 snRNP. Gene Ontology annotation, biological process: mRNA splice site recognition. Gene Ontology annotation, molecular function: mRNA binding. The coding region runs from base 258 to 1133 and encodes 291 amino acids. Lineage: Eukaryota; Fungi; Ascomycota; Sordariomycetes; Sordariales; Lasiosphaeriaceae. The transcript is spliced from 2 exons.